Dracunculus medinensis (Guinea worm) is the source of this 1194-nucleotide messenger RNA. The record is from the annotation of a GenBank genome assembly. NCBI's taxonomy places the organism in Eukaryota, Metazoa, Nematoda, Chromadorea, Rhabditida, Dracunculidae.
AUGCAUUCCGUAGCAAAAGUUGAAUUAACUGAUGAAGAAAAAGCGCUAAAAAAGAAACAAUUAGAAGAGAAGAGAAUUAAAUAUCGGACUUUUUCAGGUGAAUUGAAUGAUGAAAUUUUAAAAAUUACAAGAAAAAUAUUAGAAAAAAUUCCUGACAUAAGCACGAUGUGGAAUAUUAGGAGGGAAACAUUAGAGAAAUUCUUAAAACAGUCUUUGGAUGAAAUUAAGAAAUGCGAUGAUUUAUUGUCAGCUGAAUUGGCUUUCACCGAAUUUUGCAUAAUGAAAGACAGUAAAACAUAUGGGAUAUGGUACCAUCGUGCAUGGAUAUUGGAACAUAUGAGCCAAGUAGAUUUUGCAAAUGAACUGGCAUUAUGUGAAAAGCUCUUGCAAAUUGAUGGAAGAAAUUUUCAUUGUUGGGAUUAUCGUCGUAAGGUAGCCAAAAUGGCUGCGAUUUCUAAAAAGGAUGAAUAUGAGUUCUGCAAUCGUAUGAUCAAUGCAAAUUUUAGCAAUUAUUCAGCUUGGCAUUAUCGCUCAUCUAUUUUGCCGGAUUUAUUUCAUUCAAGUGGUGAUUUACGCUUAAGAGAAGAUAUUGUUCUUGACGAAAUCAAACGGUUAAAGAAUGCAUUUUUCACUGAUCCAGAAGACCAGAGUUCGUGGAUUUACGCUGAAUGGCUGUCUUCAAGUAAUAAGAUUCAAGGUCAGUAUUUUCUUCUUUUAUUUUAUUUAUUUAUAUUAUUUUUUAUCAAUAUCUUUUCUUUAAUAUAUUUUUUUUAUCACAUCACGAAUCACAAUGAAAUCCUAUCAAAUUUAAAUCUUCUUGGUAAUAGUCUGGACACUAUGCAUCAUAAAAUGUAUGACGAUCUUGCUGAAAUCUUGAGAGUUAAUGAAUUUUUGCGCAGGUUUUCUUCGAACGGAAUUCGUUUAAUUGACGAUAUAAUCGCAAAAGAGCGCACAGAACAUUGCCAUCGAUUUGUAAAUAUGUCUUUGAAAAGAUUGCAUGGUUUAUAUGUACUAAAAAAACUCGAAUAUUUAUCUAUCGCUCGUACGCUUGUAGCUUCGGUGAAGGACAUUACAAGCAUUUUCCAACUUCCUUCUCUGAAACGAUUUGUUUUUUGUGAAACUGCUUUAGCAGAAAAUGAUGAGGAAACCAGAGAACUUUUUCGUUUAUUAAGGCUUAUAUGCCACUGGCUUUAA